Messenger RNA from Sphenostylis stenocarpa, 594 nucleotides. Lineage: Eukaryota; Viridiplantae; Streptophyta; Magnoliopsida; Fabales; Fabaceae. The record is from the annotation of a GenBank genome assembly.
AUGAAACCCUCUUCCACACCAGAUUCCUUCUCCUCCUACUCAGCUUCCACCACCGUCACCUACACCUACCACAAUGUCCACACUCCACCACCACACGCCAAUUCCACUCCACCACCAUCCCCGUCCGCAGCCACAGCCGCGGCCACCAUCCAAUCUGCCUAUCGCGCCCACCGCAUCCGCGCCCUCUAUCGUAAAAUCGCCGCUGUCGACGCCGAAGCCGACCGGCUGCAGCGCCUGAUCCAGCGGCAGGACACGGUGGACGCCGUGCGCACCAACCACCUGGAGAAGCUCAGAAUGAACGAGGCCCUCAUGGCCCUGCUGCUGAAGCUGGACUCCGUUCCCGGAAUUGAUCAGACGGUCAGGGACGCGCGGAGGAAAGUCACCCGUCGGAUCGUGGGCCUCCAGGAGAUACUGGACUGUGUAUCGGAGGCCCAGAUUGAUGAGUCAUGUUGGUGGUCCAUGAAGAAUUGGGACGACGUCUUGGCCGACAUGGAAGAAAGUAUUUGUCGAGAGAGAGGCGGUGAUGAAAUGGAACGGUUUUGCGCUCAAAACCUCGGUUUUCGCUGCCUACAAAGGUUUCUUCGUGAACCUUGA